AUGAACUUCCCUUCGCCAAUGACGCCCGGUUCUACUCCCCAGUAUGAUCGGGACUAUCGCGACUACUCUGCCACCCCCUCGCCACGACGAGACUGGACCUUCGACACCCCGACGACUCCUAUUCGCCCUGCCACGCGUGCCGCUCAUGGACGGGCUGCCAGUUAUUCCCAGCGCUCACCUUUCCCGCCUCACCCACAGGCGCGCCCGCAGCCGCCCGUCUACAGUCCUCAUCCGUGGGAGUCGCCGCGCUAUACCAGCGAUGGAGUCUACGCCGCCAGGGUUGAUGUUGAUCAGACCCAGAUCCCUCCCUGCUACUACCCCAAUGGCUACGAUUACCCCGCCUAUGGCGGCGCUCCCACGCCUGGUCCCGAGCGCUUCGCCACCCCUCGCGAGUCGCCCCAGACUCCGCGCUUCCAGAAUCGUCCCCCUACCAGUUUCAGCCACACCCGUCAUUCCUCCAUGGCCACUCCUAAGCGUUCAUCCACUGCCCGUCCCCCGAGCUCGCACAAGACAAAGCCCAAAGCCGACGAGCCCGCUGGCCCGCGCAAGGCGAACGAGGCCGAUGCCAAGGCCCACCGGAUCCCUGCCGGCUAUGCCCUUAAGAACUGGGACCCUGAGGAGAGACCCAUUCUCCUGCUGGGUAGUGUUUUUGACUUUAACAGCCUAGGCAAGUGGAUUUUCGAUUGGACCGUCUACCGUGAAGGCCGUGGCUCUCCCAUCGCCGACAUUGCCGGCGAACUGUGGCUACUUCUGAUUCAGCUCAACUCCAAGAUCAAGGUCUCCGAGAGUGUCAUUGGCGGUGUUCGGAACCCCGAAAGCCGUGAGAUGCUCGAGGACUUUCUCGAGUCGGGUGAGCGUCUGCUGGAGAAGUUGCGAUCUCUCCUCAAGUCCUGCGAGGCUCCCAUGCUCAAGGCCGCCAAGAAGCGGCAGUCCGGCCUGGGCAAGAGCUCUGGCGUCGAGUUUGUCCACACGCUCUUCGGACCCGACCGUGAGGGUGAAAAGACAGAGACGUUCAUGCAGAGCAUUCGCGUCUUCAUCCACCGCUUUGAUAUCAAUUGUGAUGACAUUGUCCGGAACCCCACCCGAUAA
Akanthomyces muscarius is the source of this 1089-nucleotide messenger RNA. RefSeq lists its product as uncharacterized. Lineage: Eukaryota; Fungi; Ascomycota; Sordariomycetes; Hypocreales; Cordycipitaceae. The coding region runs from base 1 to 1089 and encodes 362 amino acids. The transcript has 2 exons. The record is from RefSeq and is a predicted model, not a curated record.